Molecule: messenger RNA, 1823 nt
Organism: Solea senegalensis (Senegalese sole)
Lineage: Eukaryota; Metazoa; Chordata; Actinopteri; Pleuronectiformes; Soleidae
Product: dipeptidyl aminopeptidase-like protein 6
Exons: 17
Coding region: 267-1823 (518 amino acids)
Biological process (GO): proteolysis
Molecular function (GO): dipeptidyl-peptidase activity
Source: RefSeq, a predicted model, not a curated record
UUGGCCCAUCGCUGCCUGAUUUGUAUGCAGGAAAGGGAGAAGGAGACGGAGAAGCGGUGCGCACUACGUUUGUAACGAGCCACUUUCAUGAGUGGGUGGGCUUACAACCGAAGGGUUUGGCUGUGGGAACCGGCGGCGGGGACGUGGAUCCGACAGACGGGAGCUGUCCAAAAGUCUGCUGCAAACCCAUCCGCGCGGUAAAAAAAAAAAAAACCCACACACAAACACACAAACCACACGUCUGCGCCGCGACGUGGAAGGACAACAUGAAGGAGAAGAGCCUGAUUGAGACUGCAAAGAUGCAGGGCAACAUGAUGGAGCUGGUGGGCAGUAACCCUCCGCAGAGGAACUGGAAGGGAAUAGCGAUCGCCCUUCUUGUCAUUCUGGUCAUCUGCUCGCUGAUCGUCACCUCCGUCAUCCUGUUGACACCAGGUGAAGAUGAUCGUCUGGCUCUGAAGGGCAAAGUGACGGUAGGAGACCUCUUCAGAAAAGACUUCAAGGUCCACGAUCCUAACGCCAAAUGGAUAAGCAGCCACGAGCUGUUGUACCGCAACCGCGACGGCGACGUCGUCAAGUACAACGUCGACGGCAACGAGAAGACCGUCCUGGUUCAUAACAAGAAGUUUGAAAUGUACAAAGCCAGCAAGUACGAGGUGUCGCCUGACAUGAAGCAUGUGCUGCUGGCCUACAACGUCGCACCGGUGUACCAGUAUUCCUACACAGCGUUCUACAUCAUCUGCAGUCUGGAGACUCCGGAGACGUGGAACCUGAACCCUCCCGAGGUGCGGAAUGCUCAGCUGCAGUACGCGGGCUGGGGACCCCAGGGUCAGCAACUGAUCUUCAUUUUUGAGAACAACAUCUACUAUCGCUCGACAGUGGAGAGCCGCUCCAUUCGCCUGGUGUCCACUGGCAAGGAGGGAGUCAUCUUCAAUGGGCUCAGUGAUUGGCUGUAUGAAGAGGAGAUCUUCCGUUCCCAUGUCGCGCACUGGUGGGCUCCAGAUGGCGCCAGGUUAGCCUACGCCACGAUCAACGACACCCUGGUGCCCAGGAUGGAACUGCCCAUGUUCACAGGCACGCCGUACCCGAUGGGGAAGGAGUACCACUACCCGAAGGCUGGCGAGGAGAACCCAGUUAUCACUCUGUAUGUUGUGAACCUCAACGGCCCACUUCACACCAUCGAGAUGAGAAGACCCGAUGAUCCCAGGAUAGGUGAAUACUAUGUGACCAUGGUGAAAUGGGCCACCACCACCAAACUGGCCAUCAGCUGGCUGAACAGAGCGCAGAACAUCUCCAUGCUCACGCUGUGCGAAGCCACGACGGGAGUCUGCACAAAGAAACACGAGGAUGAAAGUGAAGGAUGGCUACACAGACAGAACGAACGGCCUCUGUUUUCCAAAGACGGACUCAAGCUGUUCUUCACCCGGGCCAUUCCUCAAGGAGGCAGGGGCAAGUUCUUUCACAUCUCCAUGUCCAUCUCCCAGCCCAACACCAGUACAGACACACUGCAGUCCAUCACAUCGGGAGACUGGGAUGUGACCCAAGUGCUGGCCUACAACGAGGAGAGCCAGCUGAUAUACUUCCUGAGCACAGAGGAUGGUCCAAAGCGAAGACACCUGUACAGCGCCGACACAUUCGGGUCGUUCAACCGCCGCUGCCUGUCCUGCGGUUUGUCCAACAGCUGCGGCUACAUCAGCGGCUCCUUCAGCCUCAACAUGAGCUACUUCCUGCUCGACUGUCGAGGCCCAGGCAUCCCAUUUGUCUCCGUUUACCAGACACAAGAAAGAGACGCUGAAAGUGAGACACAGGGCAGAGAAAGUGAGUAA